AUGGGGGCGCCGCGCGAGCUCGAGCUCUCCGGCGAGGUGGAGGGCGAGGAGGACGGCACCACCGACUUCGUCUUCCGCCUCGCCGGAGACCCCAUCCCGCUCCUCCCGACCGACUCCAACCCGCUCCCGCUCUUCGACCUGCUGCCCCCUCCCGCGCGCCCGCUCGUCGUCGCCGACCGCCACGCCACCGUCUUCUUCGCCCACCCCAGCGGGUUUAUAGCUGUGAGGACGAAGGAGUUGAUCGAAGCCAGCAAGGAGGCGCGCGAGAAGGGAAAGGCGAGCACCCGCUGCGCGCAGGACUGCUACGUCGCCGACGUGCCCCUCCCUGGUGUAUCCCUCAUCGCGCUCUCCCAUGAUGAGUCUGUGUUAGCCGCCUGCACAGAUACUGAGAUCCAGUUCUUCUCGUUGGCGUCUCUGCUCACACAUAAGGAUGUGGUACCAUCCUUAUCAUGUAGCCUGGGACGAGCUGGCACUGUGAAAGAUUUCAAGUGGUUAAAUCAUGCCUCUGCAUCAUAUAUUGUACUCUCAAAUGGUGGGUUGCUGUGUCAUGGGAGUUUGGGUGAAGGCCUGAAGGAUGUGAUGGAAAACGUCGAUGCAGAUGCAUUGUUUACUCUGAGUCAGACACAAUUAUCCAGCGUAUAUAAUGCACUGAACUCGCAGUUGGCAGCUGCUGAGCAGCUAUCUGAAUGCCUUUCAAAGCAGAUAUCUGUGUUAAAUAUUGGUUCUCCUACUAGGAAGCAGGGGGCGGUGACCAAACAGUUGUUUGAGUCAAUUGGUUUAGCCCACACAACUGAUGCAACCAAAUUUUCAGGCAGCACUCCUAAGCCAAUUAAGCGGUUUCCAUCGGUGAAUGAGCAUUCAAAGGGAAUAUUAGGGCCUUCCAGGAGUGGUGAGCCUGAGACCGCUCGAAGGAGGAGAGAAUCACUGGAUAUGAGCCUGGCUAGUUUGGAACCUCAGAAAACAACUGUUAAAAGAAUAGCACAGCAACAACGCCUCAAGAUCAGCAGUGAUCUACCAUUCAGGUCAAACAAGAAAAUAUUUGAUUCUCAAAUGGCAGCAAUAUCACAGGAAAAGUCAAGCGAUAGCUCCAAUUCAUCUAUAGUAGAAUCAUAUGUAAGCAGACUGCGUUCUCUGAGUGAAGUUUCAGAUGUAAAAGAAAAACCGUCAGGACCCCAACAGAACCCUUUGUUCAAAUGGGUAAAGGAAUCAACUGGGUCAUCUCAAAUGUCAGAGCAAAAGCAUUUUGAGUUACCAGGGCAAAUGAAAAGCACUGCACAAUCUUCAAAAUUGACACCAUCUUCACCACCAUCAUUCAGUUACACACGUAUGGGUGCACAAGAUAGUAUCAACCCAUCCAGUGUUCCAUCCUUUGGAACAAAACAUACCGUGUCUAAGCCAAAUACUCUAACCUUCAAAACCACUAUAACCCCUAAAAGUAAUGCCCACACAGAGCCAAAUAUCUUACCUUCCAUAACAGCUGCAAAAACUUCUCAGAGUCCACUGUCUGUGAAAACUACUGGGGAGUCUGGAGAUUUGCCUACAUUAACUAUGAAGAACAGACAGGAUAGUCAGUCAAUGCCAUCUUUGGGGAACAUAAAAGGACCGGCCUCAUCAGGUGCGAAAACUUCGAAUAUUUUAUCUAGCUCAAUGCAGAAAGUUUCUCCAACAGUAUCUGGGGAUACUGUGUCUAGCUCAGUCCCUACUCUUGCUAAGGAUUCGUCAACUGGUUUGAGUCAAAAUGCUUCCAAACCUGAAACACUAAUAUCAGAGGUAACUAGUACCAUAGUUUCUGCAAGUUCGACUUCAGUCAUAUCGACCACUGAAAGCAAACCUUCAGUGCCUCCAACAACUGGCGCCAGCUUGCCUUCUACUCAUGUCUCUGUUCCUAAAACAGCGCCAACAGCAUCAGAAUCAGUUGUCACUUCCACAGGAAAAGAUGUAGGACCAAACACUGACACCAUCUCAACCGAUGAAGACGAUAUGGAAGAGGAGGCGCCUUCUGCAAGUGCCGAACUCAACUUGGGAGCCCUUGGUGGAUUCAGCCUCGGGUCCCAGCCUUCUUCAUCAAGUCCUCAAAAGUCUAAUCCUUUUGGUGCAUCUGACAAUAAAAGUUCAGGCACACCAUUUACUUUGACAACCAGUCCAGGACAGCUUUUCCGGCCGGCGUCGCUAAGCAUUCCUUCAGCUCAGCCAGCCCAACCAUCUCAAUCAACUAGUUCUAGUUCUUUUUCUAGUUCGUUCUCAAGUGGGCUUACUGGAUUUGGACAGCCUGCACAAAUUGGAUCUGGCCAGCAGUCAGCAUUUGGGAAGCCUGCACAGAUUGGAGCUGGUCAGCAGGCAGGAUUUGGGCAGACAGCACAAAUUCAAUCUGGUUUUGGUCAGCCUGCACAAAUUCAAUCUGGUUUUGGUCAGUCAGCACAAAUUGGAUCUGGGCAACAGUCUGGAUUUGUCCAGCCUGCACAAAUUGGGGCUGUCCAGUCAGGAUUUGGGCAGCCUGCACAGUUUGGUGCUCAACAGGCACUUGGAUCAGUGCUGGGUUCUUUUGAACAAUCGCGCCAGUUAGGAGGCGUAGGUUCUGGAGGAUUUGGUGGAUUUGCUAGUGCUUCUACAUCUGGGGGUUUUGGUUCUUUAUCUUCAAGUAAUGCUGGAUUUGCUGGUGCUGCAUCACGUGGGGGCUUUUCAGCACCCGCUGCUUCUGCAGGUGGUGGUUUUGCUGCUGGUGCUACUGGUGGAGGUUUUGCUGCUCUUGCCUCCAAAAGUGGUGGUUUUGCUGGUGCAGCUUCAUCUGGUGGUGGUUUUGGCAGUGGUGAGAUCUCUGAAGUCGUGUUCUGUUUUGAACAAAUACUUACUUUUGGAGGGAAGUUUUGGAUAAAUGCUAAUGUGUGA
Miscanthus lutarioriparius is the source of this 2886-nucleotide messenger RNA. The record is from the annotation of a GenBank genome assembly. NCBI's taxonomy places the organism in Eukaryota, Viridiplantae, Streptophyta, Magnoliopsida, Poales, Poaceae.